AUGGACUUUUCUCUGCAACACCACAAGUCAUUCAUUGGGCGAGCGGCAUCAGAGCUUCCAACACCGUCUCUGGUCAUCAAACGAUCCGUCUUGGACACGAACAUCACGAGGUUGCACGACGAUGUUGCUCGACUGAACAUCGCUUUUCGACCCCAUGUCAAAACUCUCAAGGUAUUUGUCAUGCCCAGUGUCUUGUGGUACACUUUGCUCACUUUUCUUUUCAAGAGUAUCGAGGUCACGAGAAAGAUGCUCCAGAACGGUAAACACCGGAAAAUCGUGGCUUCCACGGUUGCAGAGAUCCGUGGCGUUCUCCCGUUGGCGGAGGAGGGUCUUUUGGAUGAGUGUCUCUACGGACUCCCGGUCUGUCCAAGUGCUCUUCCGCAGCUGCACAGUCUUUCUCAGCAUGUCGGGAUCGCCCUGAUGAUCGACAACGAGCAACAUAUACAUGUCGUCGAAGAUUUUCGCCGGCGUUCGCCGUCAGCAAGUAUACCAUGGAAGGUCUUCAUCAAGAUUGAUGUUGGAUCACAUAGAGCAGGUGUUCAAACCAAGAUCCCUAGACUUCAUGACCUGGUUCGCCGGGCAGAAGCAUCUGACUCUGUGGAAGUGGUCGGAUUCUACUGUCACGCCGGUCACUCCUAUGCCUGCCGGACGCAAGAGGACGCAGAAGGAGUCCUUCGUGAGGAAAUUUCGGGCUGCCUGGAGGGCGCGAGUCUCAUCGGUGGUCAACGCCCGAUCGUCAUAUCAGUUGGCGCAACUCCUACAGCUCAUGUGGUUCAGAGUUUGCAGGCAACUUUGCCCUCACAUGUAUCCCUCGAACUGCAUGCUGGAAAUUUUCCGACCAAUGACUUGCAGCAAGUUUCCACUGGGCUGGUCAAGCUGACGGAUCAAGCAGUACGCAUAUGCGUCGAGGUGUGCAGCGUGUACCCUGAACGUAAUGAGGUCCUCGUCAACGCCGGCGUCAUAGCCCUCUCUAGGGAGGCUAGCGAAUAUCCCGGGUUUGGCAUGAUUGCAGAUCAUCCUGGCUGGUUCGUGGUUCGCUUAUCGCAAGAACACGGCAUCCUUGGCCAUCCGGGGGAUGUGGCCAUUAACGACGGCCCAGGCGAGAAGGCAAGUGCCGACAGCUUCUUCGUCGGCCAGAAGCUCUUUGUGUACUGCCAACACACAUGCAUCACCGCAGCGGCAUUCCAUGUAUAUUAUAUCGUCGGAGACGAUGAUGUUGUAGAAGAUACCUGGGUCCCGUGGAAAGGCUGGUGA
This is a messenger RNA of Capronia epimyces CBS 606.96, 1254 nucleotides long. RefSeq lists its product as uncharacterized. Bases 1 to 1254 code for a protein of 417 amino acids. The record is from RefSeq and is a predicted model, not a curated record. NCBI's taxonomy places the organism in Eukaryota, Fungi, Ascomycota, Eurotiomycetes, Chaetothyriales, Herpotrichiellaceae. Gene Ontology annotation, biological process: D-serine catabolic process. The transcript is spliced from 3 exons. Gene Ontology annotation, molecular function: D-serine ammonia-lyase activity.